GUCAGCUGCAGGAGCAGCAUCAGCCGCAGCCGCCUGGAGAGGCUCCGGUGCAAUGAAUCCUCCCGCGACCAGAUUCUGUCUGUAUGAGGAACAAGCCCCCCGCCACCUGCUUGGCGGCUGCUAGCAAGCAAUUUCAUGUUGGCCUGAUUCAUUUGGUGGGAGCAGGGGGCAGAAUGGAGCGGGCUCGCUUGAUGGGACACUGACCAGGGUCUGUCUUCUGUCGGACUGCUGGUUCCUUUAGAGCUCACAAUGACCGGCUCUGGCUCCAACGCUUCCCACAACUCCCACCCCAAGGGAGACAAAGGGGGCCGUUCCAGAAGCUCCCACACUCGGACGCUCAGUACUGCCAACAACGGGGGCUCAGAAGAGGAGGACAAAGAUGGAGCAGCAGUGUUCCUCGUCAACAAAAGUGGCUUUCCGAUUGAUGGGCAGACCUGGGAGAGAAUGUGGGGUCAUGUGGCGAAGGUCCACCCUUCAGGCAUAGAGAUGGUGGAGACGAUAAGGAGUGCUGCUUUCCUUACAAAACCUUCCAUGCCGUUGGUGCCAAAUUACAAGGCUUCCAUGACGAUCCCAGACUGGCUUCAGGCAAUACAGAAUUACAUGAAGAUGCUGCAAUAUAAUCAUACGGGAACUCAAUUCUUCGAAAUUAGGAAAUCAAGACCUCUAAGUGGGCUAAUGGAAUCAGCAAGAGAAAUGACCAGGGAGUCCUUACCAAUCAAAUGCCUUGAAGCAGUUAUCCUAGGGAUAUACUUAACCAAUGGGCAGCCUUCUGUGGAACGAUUCCCAAUCAGCUUUAAAUCCCACUUCUCAGGGAACAAUUUUCAUCAUGUGGUGCUUGGAAUUUAUUUCAAUGGCCGAUAUGGAUCACUGGGCAUGAGCCGAAGGUCAGAGCUGAUGGACAAGCCCUUAAUCUACCGAACUCUGAGUGACCUCAUCUUUGAAUUUGAAGACUCCUAUAAAAAGUACUUACAUUCGGUAAAAAAAGUGAAGAUUGGAUUGUAUGUCCCUCAUGAGCCUCACAGUUUUCAGCCCAUUGAAUGGAAGCAGUUGGUGCUUAAUAUGUCAAAGAUGAUGCGGUUAGAGAUAAGGAAGGAGUUGGAGAAAUAUGCCAGGGACAUGAGGAUGAAGAUUUUGAAGCCUGCAAGUGCCCAUUCUCCAGUCAAGCAGAGAUCCCGAGGGAAGUCCUUGUCCCCUCGACGAAGACAAGCCAGCCCUCAGAGGCGGGCCUGCCGAAGAGACAAAUCGCCAGCUGUUUUGGACAAAAAAGUGGGUGACCUUUCUACAUUGAAUGAAGUCGGUUACCAGCUACGCAUCUGAGAAAACCAGAGGCCAAACCAAAUGGCUUCUGGGAUAUUUCUUGCCGCACUUUACCCUGUCAUAUGUGGGGGAUGGGGAGUGGGGAGCUGUGACUAUUUAUUAUGAACAUGUAAGGGUUUUAUUUAUGAUUUCACCAGGAACUAGAAAUCCUAGAAGUGAUGGUAUUUGGUGGUAUUUUUGUUUUUUAUUUUUCAAUUCAUGAAGUCAAUCAAGGAAAAGAGAAAUUAAAAACUGUCUUCAGCUAUGAUAAUACUGUUACUCUCCAUCGAGUUGAAAAGGGGAGGUGAUAAUAGUGUGGCUUGGUUUUCUUUUGGAUGGAAAUUACUGUUUCUGUAGUGGCUCUUUUUUCUGUUGGCUUGGAGCAUUGUGUGGUGUUGUAGGAGUUAGGAAAGGCAAUGCUGGAAGUAUUUUCCUCUAUGAUACUUAAAAAUGCUGAGGUAGGGGGGCGGUAAGCUGCAGUCAGAGAAAGGCAUGGCCUGGCACCAACUUUGCUUGUGUGGGUUCCACUGAAAAGAAUGAAGUUGUGCAACUCUAUGAUCUCUUUCACUGGAGCUCAACAUAACAGAAAUUGCUGCCGGACCUCAUUUAAUGUUACAUUCAGCAAUAAAAUAGCAAGAAUUUAUGUGAGUGGGGUUUCUUUUUCUUCUUCUUCAAAAUAUCAAUAUUACCUCAAGAAUCUCUACUACAGAUAUGCAAAACUAACAGUAUUUUGAUUUUGUAAUGGUUUUGUACUAUGUUCCCAGUUUUUCUGGUAGCAGAGCCCACCCCUUCCGCCUUACGUGCAUGUGUACAGUGAAGGAAUUUCAAGUAUUAUGAUAUGGAGAUGUCUCCGUAAAAGCACUGAAGUCUUCUAUUAGGGAUUGAACAAACUGUUGAAGUUAAUUGUCUGCCUAACAAAAAAAUAUUGCCUGAUCCAAUAAUGAUGUCAAAAGAAGCAAAUAGCCAACCUUUUGUAAUAUUUUUGUCACAUACUCUUAACCUCCAUGGUCAAAGCACAAAUGGUUCUGGUGUGAAUCUAUGUGGUCUUGUAUAUAAAACAAGCCCAGAGUCUGCCAGUACCAAUCCUGUUCUCUGUGUGUAAUCGGUGCUUUAUGUAUGUAAUAGGGAUUCCCCAUUCUGCUUUGAGAGCAUUCACCAAACAAGGAAAAAGGGGGAGACUUUGGAUCAUGCUGAAGGACUAGAGAUCAUUGUUUUGUACAGAUGAUCAAUGUAGUAAAACUCAAAUUGUGUGUUUAAUUCUUUAAAAUAAUGCCAGUAUUUUAAGAAUGCACUAUUCUUCCUCUGUGUUUUUUUAAUGAUGUAGAUGUCUUGACAUCUUUUAACAUGAUCAAACAUUCCACUUGAGGUUACAGCCAGUGUGCUUGGAGAAAACAACCAUCUAUAGACAUUGAAUUCAAAUAAAAGUGAAUAAAUAAAUCCAUGGCCAAAGGGAAGUAUUUUACAAUGCAACAAAGACAUGUUAUUUUGGAUAAAGGAUAAAAAAAACACUAGCAUAUUCAUGGGGAAAAAGCUGCUGGAUAACUUCUGUGGACUGAUGCAGAUCUAACAUUAGAUACCAUAUCUGAAUUAUAAAAUCUGGAUGACCAUCAGAUGGCAUCAAACUGAUGUUCUUUGAUGCCAUCUAAUGGUCAUCCAGAUUUUUGCAACCCAGAUAUAGUAAUCCCACCCUCUUCACUUAUUGUAAUCAUGUAAACAAGUAAGGAGGCAAGUAGGAAAGAGCACAGUAGCUCAACAUAACCCACUAGUUUUGUUACAUAUAUCCCAAAGCAAUUUUAAUUUGAUGCAAUCAUGUUCCUUCAAAAUAUAUUGCCUCCUAUCUAGCUCCUAACCAUAGUAUAAGUUUCUAGUUUACAAGAGAUCAGAGAGGUAUGUGAGUGCAUUUCUCAACUAGCAACUUACAGUGUCUUCUAGAAACAGCCAUCCCUUGUGCCAAAUUAACAGCAAUAAAGACAGGCUUUCUGUCGCUUACGUGAUGGCUGUGUAAUGCUAUGAAGACAUAGUGCUGAGCAACUAGCAUGAAAAUAGUUAGGUCUGUGUCAGUAUGGCAGGACGUCAUAUUCAUAGUCAUGGCCAUAUCCAGUACAUGAUACCACCCUGCUAAAAGUGAGUGGAGGAAAAGAAUAGUUCCCAUGGCUCUCUCCCAUUUCAGCUUUAUGAUUGAGUCCCUGGUAAAUCCGAGCUUACUGAUAAAGUAAUUUUUUAAAGCAAGUGUUCAGGAUCAGUUGAAGGAUGAUUAGCAUCUCUUUGUUUUGUUAUCACUGUCUGUCUAUUAUGAAACCCCAAAGGUGAUUUUGCUUUUUUUAAAUUGAUAUUUCUAAUAUAUUUGAAAUGUUCGAGGCAUAAUUCUUUAUGGACUUCUCUUGCACCAGUUCUCUCAAGAUUAGUGGGAGUGAUGCAGGAAAAAAGAUGACCAGAUUUUAGCUAACUUUCCAAACCCUUUUCAUAGGCUAAGAUGUCAUUUUGUAUCCAGGACCAUGGUUUUCCUUCUGUACACAUACGUUCUAGAGCAACAUGUACCUGUCUUUUUUUAAAACUUAAAAACUGUAAGUUUGGUGACUAGCUUGUAUUGUCAUUACUUUGUCAAAUGGGAUUCUGUUCCAAAUGUGAAGCAUGCAUGAUUUUUCCUUUUCUUAUCACCUGUAUGUUCUG
This is a messenger RNA of Python bivittatus (Burmese python), 3966 nucleotides long. It is a transcript of the gene VASH2, whose product is annotated as vasohibin 2. Gene Ontology annotation, biological process: regulation of angiogenesis. The record is from RefSeq and is a predicted model, not a curated record. Lineage: Eukaryota; Metazoa; Chordata; Lepidosauria; Squamata; Pythonidae. Gene Ontology annotation, cellular component: cytoplasm.